Zootermopsis nevadensis is the source of this 2911-nucleotide messenger RNA. The record is from RefSeq and is a predicted model, not a curated record. NCBI's taxonomy places the organism in Eukaryota, Metazoa, Arthropoda, Insecta, Blattodea, Termopsidae.
AGAGGCAGAUUAGUACAACGAGUGGAGUGUGUGAGAUGUGAGGUCAUGUGUGUUGGCUGCCUGAACACAUGUGUUCGUACGAUGUUUGGCGUUUCUCCCGGAAUUAUACCAGGAAAUAUGACUAAUGGGACAUUGUGACACGAGAGAGCAACUCUUUUUAAUCCUUUACAUCUCAGUGGUAACUAUUUGUACCACCUGGUUUAAGAAUCAGUAACAAUACAUUAUAUAUUUACGUGUUUCGUAUGAUUAUUACUCUAAACAGCGAUUAUUUCCUUAAACAGCGUUAAAAAGUUGAUCUUUGUAAUGGUGAAGUGUAGUGUUUUCUUCGCGGUACGGACUGGGUUCUUAAAUAUUUAGACGAGCUUCGACUUGAAAGGGUUUACACUAAAACAAACUUCGAUUUGUAUGUUCCGCGUGUCAGUGAUAAAACGCAUGAAAAGGUGAUGUUUUAGUGUUUUCUUAUCAGAUGCUGAACCCAUUUUGUAAGCAGCUUAUGAAAACACUUGUGGCUGACAGGCAGAACAGAAGUGGCUUUUACCUUCCCAAAUACGCAUCUGGAUUCCGACAGAGUAAACGUUCGUGUGAGUUGAGGAUACAAGAUGGCGUCGUCUAUGUCAAUUGGCGAUCAAGCGAGCAGUUCGGCCGUUUUUGCGACACCCGUUAUGCACGACCCGAGUCCAUCACUGGCGCAGAAUUUACAACUGCAGACGGAAUAUGACAACGAACUCUCGAGGGAACUCAGGUUUUCCAGGCCGUUGCUGGAUUUCGCAGCUACCAUGACAGUUUUGAUCAUGGUAGUGGGAAUUCUGGGAAAUCUGCUGACCAUUGUGGCGCUCAUUAGGUGCCCGCGGGUCAGAAAUGUUGCUGCAGCCUUCAUCAUCAGCCUAUGCGUCGCUGACUUCAUGUUCUGCACUUUCGUGUUACCAUUCAGUUCAUCGAGGUUUAUUUACGGCACAUGGAUACAUGGAGAUUUCCUCUGUCAGCUUUUUCCUUUCAUGCGAUAUGGAAACAUCGGAGUAUCACUACUUCUGAUAGCCAUGAUCACUGUAAACAGGUACAUAAUGAUCGCGCACCAUAACGUGUACAACAGGAUCUACAAGAAGCUGUGGAUCGGAGCCAUGAUCGCUUUCUGCUGGAUGUUCAGUUUUGGGAUGCAGAUCCCCACCCUCCUCGGAGUAUGGGGAAUAUUCGGUCUGGAUAAAAAACUGGGAACCUGCACCAUCCUCAACGACAGCAACGGGAACUCCGCCAAAACGGCUCUGUUCAUCAUCGCCUUCCUAAUCCCCUGCUGUGUUAUCAUCUGUUGUUACGCACUGAUAUUUUGGGUGGUCCACAAGUCUGAGAGCAGGGUCCGAGAACACGCUGUUGGGUCACACCCCAAAGCCCCCAAAUCCAAAUCAAAGGAACACAGAGAUCUGAAGACAAAACGGAAUGAAUGGCGGAUUACAAAAAUGGUUCUCGCCAUAUUUCUCUCCUUCGUGAUAUGCUACCUGCCUAUCACCAUAGUCAAAGUUGCAGACAAGGAUGUACACUUUCCAGGUUUUCACGUCCUGGGCUACAUAAUGCUGUACCUAUCGGCGUGUAUUAAUCCAAUCAUCUACGUAAUCAUGAACAAGCAGUACAGACAAGCGUACAAGACAGUCAUCCUGUGGCGAAGACCACGCCUACUCUCUCUUACGCCCGUAGGAAGCAGCUAUGGAGAUAAAUCAAACGAUGGCCAGAGCAGAACGAUGGUGUCACAAGUGUCGAUUGCGAUGGCACCAAUCGUCCUGUCAAAGAAGAGCGAGGAGCUUCCCGAAGUGUUUGACGACAAUCUGUAAUCACGCGAUCGGCCACGACAUUUUCACCACACAAAAUAACUUCAACAUUGAAAAGAAUCAGUUGCAAAAUAACAAAAAAAUUAUAAUAUUUCACGCAUCUCAGUUUUAAAAGAUGCAAAAAAACUUGGUCUGCGUUGUAAAUACGUAGAAGACUCUACGGCGCCUCGUAAUAAGAGCGAGAAACCAAGUAUUUGAUCACCAGGGGUUCAAGAAUAACCACAACCAAUCCUACUGUGGUGAUGAUUAUUGUUAUUAUUAUUACAGUGAUUUCUUUUGUAAGUGUCUGGAUAUAAAUGACGUCUUUUCCGACAUACCAAAACAAAUGAAUAAAUACAGUACACUAAUCUUUGUGUGCUCUAAUAAGUCUAUACAACAGAUAAUUUUCAAUAUCAUAUAAUAAUAAUAUACGUAAAUAAAUAUUAAUAUAAUACAAUAUAUUAUAUAAUAAUAAUAUUAUAUCUUAUAUAAUAAUAAUCAGUACAUCUUUAUAUUUUCUCUGCCCACAUGGAAUUACGGACACUGUCGGUCCCACCAGAUGAUAUACGAGUGAAUAUGGCGUAGCGGUGGAUUAAAAUUGACAGAAAUAUUGAAGGACUCUGUGGAAAUAUCCAAGGGCCAUUUUCUCAACCAAAAAUCCCACAUGGAUUGCACGUGGCAACAAACCCAGGCCUCUGCAGUGAGAAGUUGGUAACGCUGAACUGCUAAAUCACUAUUAGAAUGUAAAACUUCUCUUUUGGGGGGAUAAGCCACAUUGAAUUCCUGCUAUGAAAACCAAAAAAAAGAGCCUUUGUCUUCUGAUUGGAAUUGCUACGUGGAUUUACAAGUAAACAUAAGCAUUUCAGAGGAGUACAUAUACCCUGAAGGUGGAGGUGAAGUUAAACAGCAUCAUUAACCAGAACGUGACAACCGAGAUCUUCAAAUCUCAAAUAUUUGAUAUAAAUUAACAUAUCUGCAAAAUGUACAAGUCUACAGGGUAGUAGAGGGGGCUGACAUUCGUUGCCCCUUAAUUUCCUCCCCUCUACAAUUUGUAUCAUGUGUUUAUUGUUCUGUCGCAACUAAUCACAAUCAUUAAACUUCAUUUUAUAGCAAGA